Molecule: messenger RNA, 1017 nt
Organism: Hipposideros armiger (great roundleaf bat)
Lineage: Eukaryota; Metazoa; Chordata; Mammalia; Chiroptera; Hipposideridae
Gene: CIB1
Product: calcium and integrin binding 1
Exons: 7
Coding region: 197-772 (191 amino acids)
Biological process (GO): positive regulation of calcineurin-NFAT signaling cascade; positive regulation of protein localization to plasma membrane; cellular response to growth factor stimulus
Cellular component (GO): cytoplasm; neuronal cell body; axon
Molecular function (GO): protein-membrane adaptor activity; magnesium ion binding; calcium ion binding
Source: RefSeq, a predicted model, not a curated record
GACCGCCCGGAGCUGGGCGCCGGUGGCGGAACCCGGCUGGGAUCUCCUGAGCGCUUUAAGGAGGGGGCGGGCCCGGGGACGCUAGGCCCAGGAGCUGUUGCCGCGGGGACGGGGCGGGGACGCGGCCCGAGGGCGGAAGUGAGAAAGUUGCCGGCGUCCCGAGAAGAGUUGGUGGAGCUGUGCGCGCGGCGCGGCAAUGGGGGGCUCGGGCAGCCGCCUGUCCAAGGAGCUGCUGGCCGAGUACCAGGACCUGACGUUCCUGACCAAGCAGGAGAUCCUCCUAGCCCACAGGCGGUUCUGUGAGCUGCUUCCGCACGAGUACCGGAGUACGCAGGAGUCACUGCAGGCACGGGUGUCCUUGGAGCAGAUCCUCAGCCUUCCAGAGCUCAAGGCCAACCCCUUCAAGGAGCGAAUCUGCAAGGUCUUCUCAACCUCCCCAGACAGAGACAGCCUGAGCUUCGAGGACUUCCUGGACCUCCUCAGUGUGUUCAGUGACACAGCAACGCCAGACAUCAAGUCCCACUAUGCCUUCCGCAUCUUCGAUUUCGAUGACGAUGGAACCUUGAACAGAGAAGACCUGAGCCGGCUCGUGAACUGCCUCACAGGAGAGGGCGAGGACACCCGGCUCAGUGCUUCAGAGAUGAAGCAGCUCAUUGACAAUAUCCUGGAAGAGUCCGACAUUGAUAGGGAUGGGACCAUCAACCUCUCUGAGUUCCAGCACGUCAUCUCCCGUUCACCGGACUUUGCCAGCUCCUUCAAGAUUGUCCUGUGACAGGAGCCACAGUGUGUGUCCCAGCACCUUGUCAAAGAACCUUUCCACUGCUGAGCUGUGCCCAAGGUUACGCCUGUGUUGCCAGGGCCGGCCAAGCUGGCCCAGUCGAGCUGGCACUGCGCAGUCUUGUCUAGGUUGGGGGAGGGCCUCCCAUGUCAGGGCCUCUCCCCUUCAAACUGCCAUUGUCAUUUGCUUUGUUUGUGUUUCUACUAAUCAAUAAUAAAGGUGUAGCAGUUUUGACUCUG